AUGGAGCACUACAAACUCAAGCAGCUGGCGGCCGAGGCCGAAAUGACACUCGAGAAGGGCAAGGAGCGCGCGGUCGCCGCUCGUGGCGGCAUUGAGACGCUCAUCUCGAACCGCGACGUGCUGUUGCCGCAGGCGUGGUGGCGCAUGGUAUGUGCGCACCUCGCGUCGCCCAUCACUGAGAAGGAGGCAUUUGACCUCAAGCAGCUGCGCGUCGUGGCUUCCAUGUGCGAACCGUACAAGGCGACGUUCACCUCGGUGGCGCUCAUGCAAAAUGCGCUCGUGGCGAUUCCGUGGACGGUGGAGGCCGUCUCGCUGCUGCACGGCCACCCCAAGCCGGCGUACGAAGGUCUCGACCGCGUGCUCAGCGAGAGCUCGCACGAUCCCAAUGCGCUCUCUGCCCUCCGUGGCGUCCUCACGCGCAUGGACGCGUGGGUCUCCAAGACCAAGAAGUUUGCGGCCAAGCUCGAGAAUACGGGCAAAAAGCUCGAGAACGCCAAGAUCCAAGUCGUCCUCAACGAGUACAUGAAGCUGCCGCUCACGUGUCCGUGGGGCGCGCGGCUGCAGUCGUUCAUGGCCGGCGUAGCCAAGUGGGAGGCGUCGGGCGCGACGCCUGUGCUCAUGCCGACGCACUCGAUCACGCUCGAACUCGAUCACGCUGCCGAGCUCCCCGGUCGCGACGGCACCGAAACGCAAGGGUAAGCCCAGCAGUGGGUCCAAUCCCAAGCGCGUCAAGAGCGAAGACGACGUCUCGAAGCGGU
This is a messenger RNA of Saprolegnia diclina VS20, 758 nucleotides long. RefSeq lists its product as hypothetical. The transcript has a single exon. Lineage: Eukaryota; Oomycota; Saprolegniomycetes; Saprolegniales; Saprolegniaceae. The record is from RefSeq and is a predicted model, not a curated record. Bases 1 to 699 code for a protein of 232 amino acids.